Molecule: messenger RNA, 883 nt
Organism: Lactuca sativa (garden lettuce)
Lineage: Eukaryota; Viridiplantae; Streptophyta; Magnoliopsida; Asterales; Asteraceae
Source: RefSeq, a predicted model, not a curated record
GUUAGCUUCGCUUGAGGUAGCUAUCUAUGGGAUUUUACUUAUGUUGACCUUGAGGAUACGUGGAAUAAGAUACAUCAUUAUUUAUCACUUCCUGAGCGUGGUCAAACUUUAAAGUAUUCCGUCUCAGGAUUUACUGCUCCAAUUAGGAUAUGGAUAUAUGAGAUGAUUCCGGCUGUUCGUGCAUGUGGAUUUGCAUUGAGAAAAAAUAAAGACUUGCCUCGGAUGAAAAGAUGGAGCGGAACAAAAAAAUUGAAAUGGGUUGACGUGAACAAGAUUUGGUCAAAGAUGCAGGAGGGGCUACCACCAAGACAAAACAUGUUACCGGGUGAUGGUGAGAUGACAUCUUUUUAUUAUAUGUCAUUUCAAGAGUAUGUAUAUGGUGAAGGGAAAGCAGUUCCAUCCCCAGUACGGGACCAUUUUAGGAGACAAGACGAAUCUUCGUCUAGUAUGUCGUCCAGUGGUCGCUCUCAUGGUAGAGGUCGGGGCAGUGGGAAACACAAGCUAGACGAGUUGUUGAAACGGGUACAUGCACUGGAGCAGCAUGUGUUUAUGAAUCAACAAAAACCUACAGAGGUUUUUGUUGAAGAAGUGAAUAAUGACCAAUUUUGGAACGACAUUUUUUUUGAGGACCCGACAGUGUCACAAAGAAAUUAUGAUGAACAGGUUGUGCAAGAUGAAGUGAUGAAUAAAAACAAUACAACUCAAAAUGUUUUUGGUGAUACUCAAGACGACAAGGUGUUGGAGGAGAGUAAUCAGUAUGCGGGGAACAAAUUUGAUGAUGAUGUGUUUGAUGUAAACGAUUAUAGUGAAGUUAAAGAGGUUAUUAUAGUUACAUUAAUAUUAUAUUAAUAUUUUGUUUAUUUAGAUAUUAUUGCUUAUUAAA